Didymodactylos carnosus is the source of this 502-nucleotide messenger RNA. The record is from the annotation of a GenBank genome assembly. Lineage: Eukaryota; Metazoa; Rotifera; Eurotatoria; Philodinida; Philodinidae.
AUGCCUGGUGUACAUCGCCAAAAUAUGACCAUUGAUCAUAAACUGUUCAACCAUACACAAUAUAAUUUGUUGUUGCAUCGGUUACUUUAUUAUGCUAAACGUCGAUUAACAACAACAAAACUAGUCGAAUAUAUAUUAACAACGAUUAAGUAUCCAUACAAAGAUCCGUUGAAAAAUCAUUCGAUUCUUUAUAUCUCUCAUCCAGACUCGGAUUUUCAGAAAGACUACAUCUUACACGGUUUUACCUUGAUCUUUGAGCGAGAUGUUCACGUAUACGAACCAGCACACUAUCUAUACGAGUAUCCGGUCAACAAACAGUGGUCAGCAGGAGAAACUUUGAAUUUAGUGGCUGGGAAGUAUAAUUGUUCACAAAUUGUAUUAAUUGAUGGUGAAGAUGAACAGAGAGAUGUGAGAAGAUCGGAAUAUGCGCAAAGUGGUACUUAUUUUUUACGCGAAGUCCCCGAUGACUGCAAUGCAUUCACGUAAAAUAAGAUGUCAGGCG